AUGGCUUGCUGUAGGAAUGGAGCACAGUCUGAUGGACAGGGUCAGCAACUGGAUACUCAAAACAUACAUCAUGCUGGCAGGAAUGAAACUGUUGUGGAUGACUAUAUCAAGAGUUGGGAGGAUAACCAGCCAGGAGAUGAAGCUCUAGACACCACUAAGGACCCCUGCCAAAAAGUGAAAUGUAGUCGACACAAGGUUUGCGUUGCCCACGGCUACCAAAAAGCCAUGUGUAUCAGUCGUAAGAAGCUGGAGCACAGAAUUAAGCAACCUAAUCUGAAAUUACAUGGAAGCAAAGAUAACCUAUGCAAGCCAUGCGUGGUGACACAGUCUGCGUCAGUCUGUGGCUCUGAUGGACACACAUACAGUUCUGAGUGUAAACUGGAACAACAAGCAUGUCUCAGCAGCAAACAGCUAACCGUAAGGUGUCAAGGAUCAUGUCCAUGCCCAACAGAACAGACUUCCACCACAACUGCUACAGACAGCGCCAAACAAGGAGAGGUCUGCACUGGUCAAGAUUUGGCUGAUCUUGGUGACCGUUUACGAGACUGGUUCCAGCUCCUUCAUGAGAACUCCAAGCAAAACAAUACAGCAAAUGCUGGCUCCAAGGCAACAAAUGUGUUGGACAAGACUCUUGUGGCCAGCUGCAAAGACUCCAUUGGGUGGAUGUUUUCUAAACUGGACUCCAACGCCGACCUCUUUCUGGACCAAGCCGAAUUGGCAGCUAUUAAUCUGGAUAAAUAUGAGAUUUGUAUCCGGCCUUUCUUCAACUCCUGUGACACCUAUAGGGAUGGAAGAGUAUCCACUGCUGAGUGGUGCUUCUGUUUUUGGAGAGAGAAGCCCCCAUGCCUUGCAGAGCUUGAGAAGGUUCAGAUUCAAGAAGCUGCUAAGAAGAAACCAGGUGUGUUUAUCCCCAGCUGUGAUGAAGAUGGAUAUUACAGAAAGAUGCAGUGCGAUCAGGCCAGUAAAGAAUGCUGGUGUGUGGAUCAGCAUGGUGUAGAGUUAACUGGAACACGGAUACAUGGAAAUCCAGACUGCGAUGACAUGGUUGGAUUUUCUGGGGAUUUCGGAAGUGGCGUUGGCUGGGAAGACGAAGAGGAAAAAGAGACAGAGGAUGCCGGUGAAGAGGCAGAGGAAGAAGAAGGAGAGACAGGAGACGAUGGUGGCUAUAUCUGGUAGAAACGAAGUAGCACAGUCCUGCCUGGGUCUCGCAGCUCAUAUGGAAGACUGCAGUUAAUAGUAAUCAGACACCACAGUGAUCAGGAAACACAGCUGAAUGUACAUUAUAUUUCGAAAGAAUUUAUGUGUGUGUGUGAGCAUGCAAGUAUGUCUGUCGAUUGACUGCUUUGAGAUCACAGCCCAUUUCCCUUCAUAAUAAACUAAUUGCGAUGUUCUACAGCAGAAAGACAAAACAUGUUUAUUACUUUCAUCACAAGAUAUGAAGAUGUUGGCAUUUAACUUUAGAACAUAAUACUUUUCGACUCUGGAAUUAAGCACACAAGACACUUCUGACCUGGGGAAGAAAUAGAGGAGUAUAAAAUAAACAUAUGCUAGUUUAAAAAUAAAAUGCCAGUACAAGAAAAUCAGUGUUAAUGAAGCAAACCGGGAGGGGAAGAAAUGUAUUGCUAUGUAAAUAUUCAGAAAGUUAAUGAUACAUCAGCGGCAGAUGGUGCUCUUUAAUAUGCUAUGAAAAGCAUAUAGCAAGUUGCUAAGAAUAUUUAGUCCCAUUUAUUUGAAUGGAACUAACCUUUCCACCAGUUUAAGAAAUGCUUGGCACUGCAUAGUGAAGAACAAAGGAAUUUUUAUAGGAAGCGUUUAUUUGACAUCUGUGCAUCUUGUGAAUGACUGUGGGUAUCAGCAAAAAAUGCUUUGUUAUCUGUUUUAAUAUUGCCGUUGAUGUCCUUGACUCCUGGGCACCUAAUUAAAGUUUAUGGCUUCCCCCUU
This is a messenger RNA of Pelobates fuscus (common spadefoot toad), 1941 nucleotides long. It is a transcript of the gene SPOCK2, whose product is annotated as SPARC (osteonectin), cwcv and kazal like domains proteoglycan 2. The coding region runs from base 1 to 1176 and encodes 391 amino acids. Gene Ontology annotation, biological process: anatomical structure development. The record is from RefSeq and is a predicted model, not a curated record. Gene Ontology annotation, molecular function: collagen binding; protein binding; extracellular matrix binding. The transcript is spliced from 10 exons. Lineage: Eukaryota; Metazoa; Chordata; Amphibia; Anura; Pelobatidae.